AUUUGAAUUUAAAAGAUGGCGGACACAGCUCCAGCCACCCGAGGUGGUUUCCGUGGCGGUUUUGGCUCUCGAGGUGGAACUGGCGAUCGUGGUGGUCGUGGAGGCCGUGGACGAGGUGGUCGCGGUCGUGGACGUGGACGUGGUCGUGGCAAGGAAGACCAGAAGGAAUGGAUUCCAGUUACCAAGCUUGGUCGUCUAGUAAGAGACGGAAAAAUCCGUUCUCUUGAAGAUAUCUAUCUCUUCUCUUUGCCCAUCAAAGAGUUCGAAAUCAUUGAUCAGUUCAUCGGGCCAUCACUUAAAGAUGAGGUCCUCAAAAUUAUGCCUGUACAGAAACAAACCCGUGCUGGUCAACGUACUCGUUUCAAGGCUUUCGUAGCUAUUGGAGACAGCAAUGGACACAUUGGUCUAGGAGUAAAGUGCUCCAAAGAAGUUGCAACAGCUAUCCGGGGUGCUAUUAUUUUAGCUAAGUUAUCAGUAGUUCCAGUACGUCGUGGAUACUGGGGUAACAAGAUUGGUAAACCCCAUACUGUACCAUGCAAAGUCACUGGCAAAUGUGGAUCAGUACAAGUGCGUUUGAUCCCAGCACCCAGAGGUACAGGUAUCGUGUCUGCUCCAGUUCCCAAGAAACUUUUGCAGAUGGCUGGUAUCGAAGAUUGCUACACAUCAGCUCGUGGAUCAACUUGUACUCUUGGUAACUUCGCUAAAGCAACAUACGCAGCCAUCGCCAAGACCUACGCUUACUUGACCCCUGAUUUGUGGAAGUUCAUGCCACUCACAGAAGCUCCGUAUGAAGAACAUGCUGACUGGUUGUCCAAAAAUCAUCGGGCCGUUACUGGUCAAAGAAGCGCUGAUGCUGUUUAAAUAAUAACUUCUAAUGGUUAUCAUCAAUAAAUGACUCAUGGCGAUAAAUUA
This is a messenger RNA of Microplitis demolitor, 912 nucleotides long. RefSeq names its product 40S ribosomal protein S2 (gene RpS2). The record is from RefSeq and is a predicted model, not a curated record. The transcript is spliced from 2 exons. Gene Ontology annotation, molecular function: RNA binding; structural constituent of ribosome. Lineage: Eukaryota; Metazoa; Arthropoda; Insecta; Hymenoptera; Braconidae. Gene Ontology annotation, biological process: translation. Gene Ontology annotation, cellular component: ribosome; cytosolic small ribosomal subunit. Bases 16 to 861 code for a protein of 281 amino acids.